CGAAGCCAAAGUCACCUUACAAAUAACGGAUACGUACUACGUGCGCCUAGUCAAAGCUGCAUGAAGGGCGUGUCGGUCCCUGCGGCUUUAAGUGUGUCUAGAUUGGUGUCCUUUCAUCUGUGGGCUGGGUCACCAGCCUCUGACUCACCCACUACUGGCCAAAUGACAGGAAUUCUACACCACCCCCAAACUCUUUCCACUCUUGUGGUGGUUGCUGGGAAAGCCCUACCAAAGACAAGCGGAAGGUUCACGAAAGGAGAACCUAGAUAGGAGCCCAGACUUGAAACUUGUUUCUUAGGAGUCGCACUCAGCAUUCCUGACACCAGGCUGGGGGACAGCCACCUCUUCCAAGGAACAAGAAAACUUGUUUCUUUUGGCUCAGAUGAUUCAGCCCAGCAGCCUUGCUAGCUCCACAGUGACUGACAGGAGGAGGAAAUAUUCUAGAAAGGGAGGUGCCCAGAAGUAGGAGGGGUGAGUCUUCUUUCACUUUUCCUACCACCUCAGAGCACACUGGACUGCACAGCUGGAGAGGCCCAAGAUAGCCAUGGCUCCAAAACGAAAGUCUUCAGUGCAGACUGAGGCAUCCAAGAAGAGGUUGAAACAGGAGACAGGAGAGGAGGACAGCUUCCGUGCCACUGCCCAGGCUCUCAGAGCAGCUCCUGCAGAUAAGCGCAUCAUCCAGGUGGAUCCCAAAUGUCCACUCAGCCGUAACCCCGGAAUCCAGGUCCACGAAGAAUAUAACUGUACCCUGAACCAGACCAACAUUGGCAACAACAAUAAUAAGUUCUACAUCAUCCAGCUGCUGGAGGAGGGAGGCCACUUCUUCUGCUGGAAUCGCUGGGGCCGGGUGGGAGAGGUGGGCCAGAGCAAGAUGAAUGACUUCGCCAGCCUGGAAGAUGCAAAGAAGGACUUUAUGAAGAAAUUCUGGGAGAAGACUAAGAACAAAUGGGAGGAGCGAGACCACUUUGUGGCCCAUCCCAACAAGUACACACUUAUAGAGACGCAGGGAGAAGCCGAGACCCAAGAGGCUGUAGUGAUGGUGGAUGGAGGUCCCAUGAGGACUGUGGUUAAGCCCUGCUCCCUAGACCCCGUCACUCAGAAGCUUAUCACCAACAUCUUCAGCGAAGAGAUGUUCAAGGACGCAAUGAGGCUCAUGGACCUGGAUGUGAAGAAGAUGCCCCUGGGAAAGUUGAGCAAGCAGCAGAUUGCACGGGGCUUUGAGGCCCUGGAAGCUCUAGAGGAGGCCAUAACACACCCCACAGGUGGUAGCCAGAGCCUAGAGGAACUGUCCUCCCACUUCUACACUGUCAUCCCACACAACUUCGGCCGCAGCCGGCCUCCGCCCAUCAACUCCCCUGAGAUUCUUCAGGCCAAGAAGGACAUGCUGCUGGUGCUAGCAGACAUCGAGCUGGCCCAGACCUUGCAGGCAGCCCCUGAGAAGGAUGAAAAAGCAGAAGAGGAGCCACACCAACUGGACCGCUACUAUCAGCUCCUCAGGUGUCAGCUUCAUCUGCUGGACUCUGGGGCCCCCGAGUACAAGGCAAUACAGACCUAUCUGGAACAGACCGGCAACAGCUACAGAUGCCCAGCUCUGCAGCAUGUUUGGAAAGUAAACAGAGAAGGGGAGAGAGACAGGUUCCUGGCCCACUCCAAAGUGUACAAUCGGAGGCUGCUGUGGCAUGGCACCAAUGUGGCUGUGGUGGCAGCUAUCCUCACCAGUGGGCUCCGAAUCAUGCCACACUCAGGUGGUCGUGUUGGCAAGGGUAUCUAUUUUGCCUCGGAGAACAGCAAGUCAGCUAGUUAUGUUACUCCCAUGUCCUGUGAGGGCCACCAGGUGGGCUACAUGUUCCUGAGCGAGGUGGCCCUCGGCAAAGAGCACCGCAUCACCACGGAUGAUCCCAGCUUGAAGAGUCCACCCCCUGGCUUUGACAGUGUCAUCGCCCAGGGCCAGACAGAGCCUGAUCCCAGCCAGGACGUUGAACUAGAGCUGGAUGGGCAGAAGGUGGUGGUGCCUCAAGGACGGCCUGUGCCCUGCCCAUCAUUCACAAGCUCCAACUUCAGCCAGAGCGAGUACCUCAUCUACAAGGAGAGUCAGUGUCGCCUGCGCUACCUGGUGGAGAUCCACCUCUGAGCUGCUGGCCCUUCCCAGGUCCUGCCAGGCGGGGCCACAGUCUUCAUCUCUCCUCUCUGGCUCUCAUAUCACUCACUCCAUUUGCCUUCCAAGAAUAUAAUGCAUGCCAGGCACAGUGAUGCUCACCUACUCAGGAGGAAGAGGCAAGAAAAACACUUUACCAUUGGAUUUUGAGGUUAGCUGGGCUACAGAGGAAGACAUGUCUCAAAGAAAAAAUUAUAGCCAUGAGGAAAAUCCAAAUAAAGUGUUGAAGCAAGCAA
Molecule: messenger RNA, 2391 nt
Organism: Meriones unguiculatus (Mongolian gerbil)
Lineage: Eukaryota; Metazoa; Chordata; Mammalia; Rodentia; Muridae
Gene: Parp3
Product: poly(ADP-ribose) polymerase family member 3
Exons: 12
Coding region: 545-2131 (528 amino acids)
Cellular component (GO): site of double-strand break
Molecular function (GO): NAD+ poly-ADP-ribosyltransferase activity
Source: RefSeq, a predicted model, not a curated record